This is a messenger RNA of Cinclus cinclus, 1560 nucleotides long. RefSeq names its product cytotoxic and regulatory T cell molecule (gene CRTAM). NCBI's taxonomy places the organism in Eukaryota, Metazoa, Chordata, Aves, Passeriformes, Cinclidae. The transcript has 11 exons. The coding region runs from base 1 to 1560 and encodes 519 amino acids. Gene Ontology annotation, biological process: cell recognition; detection of tumor cell; positive regulation of natural killer cell mediated cytotoxicity directed against tumor cell target. Gene Ontology annotation, cellular component: plasma membrane. Gene Ontology annotation, molecular function: signaling receptor binding. The record is from RefSeq and is a predicted model, not a curated record.
AUGACCGUCCCCGGGGUGCUGCUCACCCUGCCUCUGCUCCUGCUGCAAGGGGGGUUUCCAGAGGCUGCCAGUGCCUCUGUGACUCUGAAGGAAGGAGAAAACCUAAAUCUUCACUGCACCUUCAGCACCCUCAGCAGCAAGAACUCUACCCUGCAGUGGUUAAACCCUGAUGGUUUCACCAUUUUCCUCAACGCCCAGAAGGUUUUAAGGGACCAGAGGUACAAACUCCUCCUGUACUCCAAGGAUGAAUUAUCCAUCCAGCUCUCCAACGUGACAGUGCACGACGAAGGAAUUUACAGCUGCUUCUACUACAGCAGCAACUUCCAAAGCAACAGGCAGAAGGUUGAGAUUUUGGCUUCUCCUUCCCAUCCAGUGCUGGAAGUGUCCCAGGAUGAAGGAAGGGGCAUCAAACUCUCCUGCAGCACCCAGGGGAGCAAACCCCAGCCCCAGAUUUCCUGGCUGUUGGACAAUGGGAUAGAACUCCCAGGUGACACCAGGCACCAGCUGGGAGCUGAUGGGAAGAAAUGGAGCACAAGCAGCACACUGAGGAUCCUGAGCUACAGCCCCCAAGGGAGAGCCAGCUGCAUCCUCCAGCACCCUGCGCUCAGGGGAGAGAGGCUGAUGGCAUCUCUCCACUUCCAGGACCUCCCCAGCACGGGCUGCAAACAACCAACCAAACUUCCAGAGGGUGCAGAAGGUCCCAGCCCUUCAGAGAAUCCAGCAGGAAUUUCCAGCCCUUCUUCAUCCCCAAAAGAUCCAGAAGUUUCCAGCCCUUCUUCAUCCCCAAAAGAUCCAGGAGUUUCCAGCCCUUCUUCAUCCCCAAAAGAUCCAGGAGUUUCCAGCCCUUCUUCAUCCCCAAAAGAUCCAGGAGUUUCCAGCCCUUCUUCAUCCCCAAAAGAUCCAGGAAUUUCCAGCCCCUCUGCAUCCCCAAAAGAUGCAGAAGUUUCCAGCCCUUCUUCAUCCCCAGAGAAUCCAGAAGUCUCCAGCCCCUCUGCAUCCCCCAAAGAUCCAGCAGUUCCGAGCUCAGCACCAACACCAGCCCAGCCAAACCUCACAGAUGUCACAUCUAACGGGACUGAAGCAGCGCCCCGUGGAAAUGGCACUGAGGAGGAACCUCCCAGGACAGAGGUGCCACCACCCCCUGAAAAUAUAACAGGGAUUUCCACCCUCACCCUAGAGCGAGAUCCUGAACCCAAGGGCAUUGUAAAGAAGGAGAAGAAGCUCCUGCUGCCCAUCCUGGUGGCUGCUCUGAUUUUUGUGCUGCUCAUCAUUGUCCUGCUUUUCAUGGUGAAGCUGAAGAAAGCCCACGGAGUGUGGAAGAGAGAAAAUGAUGUUUCAGAGCAGACACUGGAGAGUUAUAAAUCUAGAUCUAACGAAGACAGUCCAGGCCAUGACAGGAAUGGACAAGCUGUAAACCCCAAAUCCAACAUGCAAUAUGUAACAGAGGGACACAUGGAAACCCCAGAGAAGAAUCCAGAAACCCCAGAGAAAAAUCCAGGUGACAAAAGCAUGGCAAUAAGUGAGAAAACGUUUCAGUGUGGAAGGGAGACAGAUAUAUAA